GAAAGGUGAGUGUUACUCGGCGUUGGCCUUUCGGGGCGAAUCCUCCUCCAUCGCUGCCGUCGCUGCCAUCGCGGCCCCGGCAUCUGAGCUCGAAGGCCCGUGGUUGCUCGCCACAGUCGGCCGUGCUCUGGAUGGAGGGGCGCGCGGGCUCGUCCGACCUGGAACCCGGGGUCGCGCAGGCCUCUGCAGGCCGCGGAGCAGCGUGAGGGGCCGGCAUGGGUGACCGGGCCGGCGGAGGCGCGGGGACCGGAACGAGCCGGGUCGCCCGAGGCUCGGCUUCUGCGGUGACCCGUGAAGAUGGUUCGCUACUCCCUUGACCCAGAAAACCCCACGAAAUCUUGUAAAUCACGAGGCUCAAACCUUCGUGUUCACUUUAAGAACACGCGGGAAACUGCUCAGGCCAUCAAGGGCAUGCACAUCCGCAAAGCUACCAAGUACCUGAAGGAUGUCACUUUAAAAAAGCAGUGUGUGCCCUUCCGUCGGUAUAAUGGUGGAGUUGGGAGGUGCGCCCAGGCGAAACAGUGGGGCUGGACACAGGGACGGUGGCCGAAGAAGAGUGCAGAGUUUUUGCUGCACAUGCUUAAAAACGCAGAGAGUAAUGCUGAGCUUAAGGGUUUAGAUGUAGAUUCUCUAGUCAUUGAACAUAUCCAGGUGAACAAGGCACCUAAGAUGCGCCGACGAACCUACAGAGCUCAUGGCCGGAUUAAUCCAUACAUGAGCUCCCCCUGCCACAUUGAGAUGAUCCUCACUGAGAAGGAGCAGAUUGUUCCAAAACCAGAAGAGGAGGUUGCACAGAAGAAAAAGAUAUCCCAGAAGAAACUGAAGAAACAAAAGCUCAUGGCACGGGAAUAAAUUCAGCAUAAAAUAAAUGCAGAUAAAAGUAAA
Messenger RNA from Arvicanthis niloticus (Nile rat), 885 nucleotides. RefSeq names its product ribosomal protein L17 (gene Rpl17). Lineage: Eukaryota; Metazoa; Chordata; Mammalia; Rodentia; Muridae. Gene Ontology annotation, molecular function: structural constituent of ribosome. The record is from RefSeq and is a predicted model, not a curated record. Gene Ontology annotation, biological process: cytoplasmic translation. Gene Ontology annotation, cellular component: cytosolic large ribosomal subunit; ribosome.